AUGGCUAUGCGCCAGUGGAUCAGCGCUCGCCAUAUUACGAAACAGUUCAAGGAUUCAGGGUAUCCCAGUGUUCAUCCUGAGCAGGAGCAGUCUGAAAAGGAGGCUGUUAAAGCGCCUGAGCAACGUGAAAAUCGCUUCCUUCGCUUCCUGGUAGCGCUUGCUAAAGGUGUAUCAUCUGUGCUGGUGUUUCUUUGCCGUUUCCCUGGUGCUCUCGCGACGCGGGUCAAAAGGUCGAUUAACUCUUAUUCCUCAGAGCAAUCUGAAGAUUAUACGUGGACUCAGACGCACAGCUUCUUUGUGCUGAUGGGUGGUUUCAUGCUCUAUGUGGACGAGACACCCUACCACACACUACAACCUGACGAGAUCCAUGACAAGAGCAAAGGCAAUGCGAUAUCGAAAGGAUUGGUCAUGCUUCAGUUGGCCUGGUUUAUUAUGCAGCUCAUCACCCGCGCCAUAUAUCACCUCGAAACCACCCAACUCGAAGUGGGGACACUCGCUUUUGCGGUUCUCAAUUUCCUCACUUAUGCUGUGUGGUGGAACAAGCCUCUCGAUGUGCAAUGUCCGUAUCCAGUGUACUGGAAGUCGACCGAGUCAAGGCCAGAGGAUCACAUUGAUAUCUAUGAAAGUAACCAAGGCGUUCGGAAUGGGUUUGGGAUCCUUUACCCAGUCUUCCGUCCUAUUUUAGAAACUGAUGGGUUGGCUUGACAUUCCCACAUGUCGAAAGCUCCGAGUUCCAACGUUUGAUGGUAGCAUCCAACUCGAAAAUUUGGACUCGAUGGUUCUUCUACUUGCUGGAUUGCUUAUGGCAACCACAUUUGGCGGCAUCCAUUGUAUGGCUUGGUUUUUUUGCCUUCCCCACAUACCAGGAACAGAUGCUAUGGCGCAUGAGUGCCGUCGCUAUAACUUGCACACCCUGGCUUGCUUCCCUCACUGUAUAUCUCUUUUCCGUAGCCGACCUGAACCUAUCAGGUGCGGUAUACGCCGCCGGUGACCGUCACUGUGACGACCUGUGCAUUAUAUGUCGUGUUGUACGUCGUAGCACGUGCCAUCCUCUUGGUGUUUAUGUUUACCACUUUACGUGAUCUUCCUCCUGACGCAUACAAGGCGGUGUCAUGGACUAGUUUAGUGCCUCACUUAUAAUUCUUGAUUAUGGUACUCGUGAUACACUUCAUACUUUGUAAUGAUAUUCAGAUGCAGUAUUCUU
Suillus subalutaceus is the source of this 1204-nucleotide messenger RNA. RefSeq lists its product as uncharacterized. Lineage: Eukaryota; Fungi; Basidiomycota; Agaricomycetes; Boletales; Suillaceae. The record is from RefSeq and is a predicted model, not a curated record. The transcript has 5 exons. The coding region runs from base 1 to 705 and encodes 234 amino acids.